Messenger RNA from Dentiscutata heterogama, 125 nucleotides. The record is from the annotation of a GenBank genome assembly. NCBI's taxonomy places the organism in Eukaryota, Fungi, Glomeromycota, Glomeromycetes, Diversisporales, Gigasporaceae.
CUGACUGGGAACUCGUAGGUGAUAUAAUUACUGUCUUGCUCGUCUAUUCUGUUAGAUUAGAAACUAAAUCAAGGUGCAGAAGCGUAGAGACCUUCAAGUUCGAACAAUUCUUUCUUAUAGUUAAG